This is a messenger RNA of Besnoitia besnoiti, 615 nucleotides long. RefSeq lists its product as uncharacterized. The transcript has 4 exons. NCBI's taxonomy places the organism in Eukaryota, Apicomplexa, Conoidasida, Eucoccidiorida, Sarcocystidae. The record is from RefSeq and is a predicted model, not a curated record. The coding region runs from base 1 to 615 and encodes 204 amino acids.
AUGAACAAUUCAUCGAUAUGCGCGGUGUUUGAUCGUUUUCCCCUUUUACAGUAUAUCGUCUUUACCGUUGGGGCAGGUGCAGUCGACGUUAUCUGCGUCACUCUUCAAGCAGACCUGCUCGACUGUCAGGAAACACAGAGAUGUGCGACGCAAGAUGCGAUGUGGGCUCUGAAGGUUUCCUAUCUCAGGCAAUACGCGGCGUUGAGUAUCGAGAUGCUCGGGCUUCUGUUCAGUACAUAUGUAAUCCAUGCUCUCGGCGCCUGCCAGAGCCGGAUACUGCCUGAAGAGUAUGGUAUUCCGCGGCAUCUCCGAGAAUUAGCCAAGGCGUCGAUAACGCGAAAGAAACUCGAGGCAAGGGCCAGAGAUCCUCGCCUUUUCGACAAAGGAAAAACACAUGUUCUUUUUGAUCCAAAAGAUCCACUGGAAAUCAAGUGGGAUGCAUUUACAGAUGCGCUCCUAGGUGCAGAGAGGAUGAGUUGGCCGAUAUCAAGGAACAAUCGUCGUGUUAGUCUUGUUUCAGACGAAGAGCUACAAUACCGGACUCGCGUUCUCAGGAAGCUGGGGCUGCCUGUUGAAGACUACCUAAAAAUGCGCGAGGAACAAGAGGAUGCCUAA